This is a messenger RNA of Momordica charantia (bitter melon), 3077 nucleotides long. Its product is annotated as RNA-binding (RRM/RBD/RNP motifs) family protein. Lineage: Eukaryota; Viridiplantae; Streptophyta; Magnoliopsida; Cucurbitales; Cucurbitaceae. The record is from RefSeq and is a predicted model, not a curated record. Gene Ontology annotation, molecular function: mRNA binding.
CUAGUCGAGAAUUCAGCAGUUUUCGCAGUCUGCAGAACGCUUUCUAGCAGCAAUGGGGAAGAACAAGAGAAUUAGAGACGGCGGCGGGAAGGGAGCCGCCGGCGACCACUGCCCUUCCAAGGUUUUUGUCAAGAACUUGCCGUACUCCUUCACCAAUUCGCAGCUCGAAGAAACAUUCAGUGAUGUUGGACCGGUCCGGCGGUGCUUCAUGGUUACUCAGAAGGGUUCAACUGAGCACCGCGGUUUUGGAUUUGUGCAAUUUGCCGUUGCAGAAGAUGCAAAUCGCUCUAUUGAGCUGAAGAAUGGGCUGUCUGUUGAAGGACGAAAAAUUACUGUUAAACAUGCUAUGCAUCGAGCUCCCCAGGAACAGCGGAGGUCAAAAGAAAAUCAAGGAACUAUCCCUAAAUCAAACACUAAUGAGGAUGUAGAUAUUCCUAAAAGGGAAGAACAAACAACUUCAAAUUCUGAGGGGAAAGAGAAGCAUUUGGAUGCUGGGAAACUUGCUCCACUUUCUAGUUAUCUAGUGGAUAAAGAGGGUUCAUCGGGAAAACAAAGGAUUGCAAGGACUGUUGUAUUUGGUGGUCUUCAUAAUGCUGACAUGGCAGAAGAUGUUCAUCGCCAGGCUAGAGAUGUUGGUGCCGUAUGCUCUAUUGUUUAUCCUCUUCCCAGAAAAGAAGUUGAACAACACGGUCUACUACGGGAUGGAUGCAAAAUGGACGUUUCAGCUGUACUUUUUGAUAGUGUGAAAUCUGCACGUUCUGCUGUUGCCAUAUUACACCAGAAAGAGAUGAAAGGGGGUGUUGUAUGGGCCCGCCAACUGGGUGGGGAGGGGUCCAAAACUCAGAAAUGGAAACUUAUCGUUAGAAAUCUUCCAUUUAAGGCCAAAGAGAAAGAAAUAAACAGUACCUUUUCGUCUGCAGGAUUUGUAUGGGAUGUGAUGAUGCCACAUAGUUCUGACACAGGUUUAUCAAAGGGUUUUGCGUUUGUCAAAUUUACAUGCAAGCAGGAUGCUGAAAAUGCUAUUAAAAAGUUCAAUGGUCAAAUGUUUGGUAAAAGGACGAUAGCUGUGGACUGGGCUGUUCCAAAGAAGAUAUAUAGUACUGGUGCUAAUGCUGUGGUUGAUUUAGAAUCAGGGGAACAGACUGAAAGAGACAGAGAAGGUAGUAUUAGUAGUGAUAGUGAAGAUUUGGAGACUGCAAAUAAUGUUGUCCAUGUCAAGUCUCAACACUCCAACAAAGAUCAAAGUUCUCUAGAGGAUUCGGAGAAAGAAGACAUCUCCUCAGAGGUUGAUUUUGAAGGAGAAGCAGAAAUUGCAAGGAAAGUUCUUGAAAAUUUAAUUACAUCUUCGGCUAAAGAGGUUCUUCCUUCUCUCGUUGAUGGAAACCCACCAUCUAAAGUGAACAAGGAGCCAGAUUUAGAUUCACCCAAGAAGUCAUCUGAUAUGUCUGACAAAGUAACAGAUGGGCCUGGAAAGUUGAGUGAUAGCAAAACAUCUAUUCUUAAGCAAACAGAUGAAGAAGAUGAUUUGAAGAGAACAGUUUUCAUAGGCAAUCUUCCUUUUGACAUUGAUAAUGAAGAAGUGAAACAACGGUUUUCUGGAUUUGGUGAAGUACUAUCCUUUGUGCCAGUCCUUCAUCAAGUUACAAAGCGACCUAGAGGCACUGGUUUUCUUAAGUUUAAAACAGUCGAAGCUGCUACUGCUGCUGUUUCUUCUGCAAAUGUUGCAUCUGGCGUGGGAAUAUUUCUGAAAGGCAGGCAACUGAAAGUAUUGAACGCCCUGGAUAAGAAAUCAGCUCAUGAAAAGGAAUUGGAGAAGUCCAAAAAUGACAAUCAGGACCACCGGAAUCUUUACCUUGCACAGGAAGGUAUUAUUCUUGAGGGAACUCCAGCUGCCGAGGGAGUUUCUGCUAGUGACAUGGAGAAACGUCAAAGGCUGGAAAAGAAAAGAACGACUAAGCUACAAUCUCCAAAUUUUCAUGUUUCAAGGACUAGGCUUGUGAUACACAAUUUACCAAAAUCAAUGAAAGAGAAAGAACUUAAAAAGCUUUGCAUUGAAGCUGUUACCUCGCGAGCUACAAAGCAGAAACCUGUGAUUCGCCAGAUUAAAUUCUUAAAGGAUGUGAAGAAAGGCAAGGUGCUGACAAAAAAUCACUCUUGUGGAGUUGCUUUUGUUGAGUUUUCCGAGCAUCAGCAUGCCCUUGUAGCCCUGAGAGUUCUCAACAACAAUCCAGAAACGUUUGGUACCGCACGUCGCCCGAUUGUAGAGUUCGCUAUUGACAAUGUUCAGACGUUGAAGCUGCGUAACGCAAAGUUACGAGCUUGGUCUCAGGAUAAUACUACAAAUUUUCCGAAAGCUCUGCAGCGGAAUGCUGAUACAAAUGCUGCGGAUAUCCUAAACAAAAAGAAUUCCAGAAAAAGGAAAGCAACAGGUGAUGAUAGGCCAGUGAAGGAGCUACAUCGAAACGAAGAUGAAAAUUCUCGUGAUGUGGUGAUGGAGGGAAGUAGAGCUACAAAAAAGCAGAAAAAACGUCCAGAAGGUGGUAAUACAAACGAGCCGUCGAAACAAAAACCCAAACCCAAAGGACGAAGAUUGAUGCCUGAAAAAUCAAGCAAGAAAUCACCAUCCUUGGAUACUGGGAAAGUAAAAGCUUCUCAGGAAGCUGAUGUUCAUCACAAAAAGAAGGUACAACAUCAACCUCAACAAGAACAGCAGAGGAAGAGGCCGAAAAAGAACAAGGAUCCGAUAGGACAAGAUACCGUCGAUAAACUCGACAUGCUCAUCGAACAAUAUAGAUCCAAGUUCUCGCAUCAGGGUUCGGAAAAUAGAGGCUCAAAACAGGUUAGAAAAUGGUUCCAAUCAUAAGUUACAAAAUUUUGCAGGCUAGGAUUGUUCCAUUGAAUCACACUUCUUAUUUGUUUUUGUUUUUCUAUUGCUCUGAAACCUGUCUGGACAAGACGGAUGAGAUUAUACUUGCAUGGGAAGUGUAACAUAUAGUAUUAUUCAGUUCUUUUUUUUUUUUUUGUAUCGAAAUAUUUAACUGUCUUUUCUUUCAAAUUACAGGAAUGAUUUUACCCAA